This is a messenger RNA of Closterium sp. NIES-67, 319 nucleotides long. NCBI's taxonomy places the organism in Eukaryota, Viridiplantae, Streptophyta, Zygnematophyceae, Desmidiales, Closteriaceae. The record is from the annotation of a GenBank genome assembly.
GCGGGCGGAUGAGGGGUGCCUUCAAACGCUACAAGCUACUGAAGAUUGCUGUUGGGGAGGAGAAGAUGCCGGAAGAAGGCGAAGCACGUGAACGGUGGAUUGAGAAAAGCGCGGUGCUUUUCGACCUCAUCCUUCAAUCGGUCAACAAGGAGAUGUUCGAGCACAUCAAGGAUCUUGGGGAGUACCAGAAUGGAGGGCACCUGCUGGUACUGCAAGAAGGUCGGGCAUCCUUGGUUCAAGUGCUUCAGCAGGCCGGAGGGAUGGGCACCUCCAGGCAUGAAGCCGCCAAGUGGUGAACGCGCACAAGGUGGCGCUGUGC